AUGAGAAGGAAGAAGGCGAAGCUCGACCUUCCAUCACCCCCCGCCGUUGAUGACACACUAGCAGCCCGCCGCGCCCGCCGUCAAGCGAUCAUGGCCAAGUAUGCCGGGAUCGCGAGCAGCAACCCACCGGCGACCCCGAGCCCGGGCCCGAGUAGUGCGGUCGAGCCGCCUUCCGCGACGCCUUAUGUGUCUGAUUUCCCAUCUCGGGCCCACAGCACUGUGGAUACCCCAGCCGCGGCCGCAGGCGACCGGCACGACUCGACUUCACCCCCGCCCGAUUCCGGAAUUUUCUCGCUCGCCAAGGGCGACGAGGAAGAGCAGGCUCAAGCUCGAGCCCAAGAGAUGGAUGGGACUGGUGAGCAGGUGUCGGCCGCGGAUUAUGACCCGAGUUUGGAUCGGAGAGAGGACGAGCACAAGCGGGUAUGGGGCGGCGCCAAAGACGAGGCAAUUGAUGUCGAGAUGGUUGAAGAAGAAGAGGAGGAGGAGGAAGACGUCGACGACAUGUUCGCCGUAGCCACCACGGUGAAGAAGGUCAAGAAAGUCAAGCGCGUCGUGAAAACCGCUGCGCCUGCCAUCAUUGCGACUGCCACUCUCGAUACGGCCGCUGACGCCGAAGGAUACUAUCAAGUCAUUCUCGGCGAGCAGCUCGACGGAGGACGCUACCAAGUGUUCUCGCUGCUGGGGAAAGGCAUGUUCGCUUAUGUCGUCAGGGCCCGUGUCUUGCAGGGUGACGCCAACGAGGUUGGCAAAGAGGUUGCGAUCAAGAUUGUGCGAUGCCAGGAGUCGAUGUUUAAAGCAGGCCAGAAAGAGGCCCAGAUCCUAAUGAAGCUCAAGCAAGCAGACCCCGAAGACAAGAAGCACAUCGUUCGACUCGAUCGUACAUUCGAGCAUCGCGGACACCUUUGUCUGGUGUUCGAGUCACUCAGCAUGAACCUUCGUGAUGUCGUCAAGAGGUUUGGUAAAGACGUCGGUAUCAAUAUCCGCGCCGUGCGCGCAUACGCUCACCAGCUCUUCCUCUCGUUGAGCUUGUUGCGCAAGUGCAACAUCAUGCAUGCGGAUAUCAAACCGGAUAACAUCUUGGUCAACGAGCAGAAGACAGUGUUGAAACUUUGCGAUCUCGGUUCCGCAUCCGAUGCCUCUGAGAACGACAUCACGCCGUAUCUCGUUUCCAGGUUCUAUCGUGCUCCCGAGAUCAUCAUGGGUCACCCUUACGAUCCGGCUAUCGACAUUUGGUCCAUCGGCUGCACGCUUUACGAACUAUACACGGGCAAGAUCCUCUUUCCUGGUCGGAGCAACAACCAGAUGUUGCUGCACAUGAUGGAGCUAAAGGGUCGCUUCAACACACGCAUGAUCAAACGCGCCAAGUUUGGUGACAUGUACUUCGACGAUCUCGGUGCCUUCUUAAGCGUCGAACAAGACCGCCUGACAGGAUCGAAUGCCGUGAAGAAGGUGCACGUAACGAAGCCUUCUCGCGACCUCCGACAGCGCCUGCUUCCUCCCAGUUCGGUGAAGCUCAAAGAUGAAGAGAGCAAGUUAUUGAUGUCGUUCGUGGACCUGCUCGACAAGUGUCUUUCCUUGGACCCGUCGAAGCGUAUCACUCCCAAGGAAGCGCUCGUUCACCCGUUCAUCCGGGGAUGA
Messenger RNA from Epithele typhae, 1638 nucleotides. Its product is annotated as kinase-like protein. The record is from RefSeq and is a predicted model, not a curated record. Lineage: Eukaryota; Fungi; Basidiomycota; Agaricomycetes; Polyporales; Epitheliaceae. Gene Ontology annotation, biological process: mRNA cis splicing, via spliceosome; peptidyl-serine phosphorylation; peptidyl-threonine phosphorylation. Bases 1 to 1638 code for a protein of 545 amino acids. Gene Ontology annotation, molecular function: ATP binding; protein serine/threonine kinase activity. The transcript is spliced from 8 exons.